Molecule: messenger RNA, 3218 nt
Organism: Chelonoidis abingdonii (Abingdon island giant tortoise)
Lineage: Eukaryota; Metazoa; Chordata; Testudines; Testudinidae
Source: RefSeq, a predicted model, not a curated record
AGAUAGCUGGUGCCCCCCACCGGCUGACAGCUCCAGCCCUGCAGCCCCUGAGGCUGAAGCAGAAAAUGUCACGGAGAUCUCUGGUAGUCACAGAUUCUGUGACCUCUGUGACAUAAUCAUAGCCUUAGUUGUAAAGUUAGUUGUCCUUUCAGAUAAUUUGUUUGUUGUUGCCAUUUUUGACUUUUUCUUCCCUUUAUGGGACUCUUCCCCAGUGCAGGGUCUAUGCCCUAGCAAGUCAGGUUUAAGUACUGUGCUUCAUGCCCUUGUGCCUUCUCUGUGAGCAACAAGUUCCAGCCUUGCCUCCUGCUUGGGCCCAGCCCAUAUCACCGCUCACUGUUCCAUUUGCAGCUUGCUCCCACCUCGGACUCUGGAAGCUUGGGAGCUUUGCCUCUGUAAGUUCCUCAUGGAAUAGGCAAUGCAGCCACAUGCACCUUUGGAUUCGGCACUGGCGGAUCUGUCAGAGUGCCAAUUGGCAGCAGGCACUUCAUCUAGCCCUUCCUGCCUGGCACUAGUGGCACUGCUGCCUCUGCCCAAAUCCCACUGUGUGCAGAAGAAGCACACUCAUGGGCAAAAGGGCAGCUCACCAAUGGGGACUGCCACUAAAUACAACGUUGCCUCCCUGAGUCGUGCCAAGUCGCGCAUUGACUCUGAGACUCCCACUCCAAAGAAACCUUGUUGAAAGCAUAAAUCUAAACAUCGGAAGUUUUAUAUUUAAGUGUUAACUCUAUGUUAAUUGUGUGGAUGACAGUGAUACUUCAAAUUGUAAGAAUUUCAUGAGGAAGAAAACCGAAGUUUUAAGCCAGAAUGGGAGGGAGAUUUUGCAUUCACUAUUAAAGGUGGCAAGCCCCUGUGUCUUAUCUGCAAUGUAUCGCUCGCUCACUCACUACAAGUGAGCAACUUGAAACGUCACUACUAAACGAAUCACGAUAAUUUUUCGUCUAAAUUAAGGAAAAACAAGCUAACCCCAUUAAAAUUACACCUAAACAGUCAACAGAUACUACUUUCGGCAUUCAGUAAGGAAGCUGACACAAUGACUGAAACUAGUUUUGUUAUGUCAUGGAAUAUCGCUCGCGCUAACCGUCCAUAUUGUGAUGGAUAAUUUAAGAAGAAUAUUGCAGAAGCGUUUGCAAGUUUUGAUCCAAAUAACGCAAGACUUCAAUGACUAAUAAAGGAAAUUCCAAUUUUGUGCCACAUCAUGGAGAAACAGAUCUCCCAGAUCAGUGCUGAUGUUGCAAUCAAGAUGCAAAAUGAUCUAAAGAAUUCUCUAGCAUUCAGUCUAGCUGUGGACAAAUCCACAGAUAUACAAGAUAAACCACAUCUAGCUCUAUUUGUUUGCUGUAUUUCAGCAGAUGUAAUCAUGAGAGAAGAAAUGUUGGACUUAGUGGUGCUAAAAGAAACAACCUGUGGUGUUGGCAUAAAGAACGCACUUGAUGCAGCAUUGACAAAUGCCGAUGUAUCAUUGGAUAAACUUGAGUGUUUCAAUGGAUGGAGCACCUGAAAUGAUGUGGGGGGAAAGUAGGCCUUAUUGGAUCUUGAAAAGUGAUCCCAAAUUUCCAGAGUUUCUCCCUGUUCAUUGCAUUAUCCAUCAUGAACAUCUCACAGGCAGAUACUCGAAAUUGACAAUUUCCAAGCCCAUUUUCAUAACUUUUUUUUGUACUUCAUCUGCUCAAAUAGGAAGACCCAAUCAAGAGUUCAAAAAUUUUAUUGAAGAGCUGGCUCUUGAAGACAAACCUAUCCAUGUAUCUUUCUACUGUAUUGUGAGGUGGUUAUCAACCAGCAAUGUCUUAAAUAGGUUUAUGGAACUGUUGGAGCCUGUCAGUGCUUUCCUUGAAGAAAAGUCUUAUUCACAACUGAAAGAUGCACAGUGGAUGCAGGAUCUGAUGUUUUUCAUUGAUAUUAUGCAGCAUCUGCAAACUCUCGACUUGGCACUCCAUGGGAAGGAUAAGAUUAUUUCUGACCUUACUCAGACAGUCUUCAGCUUCCAAAAUAAGUUGAAGCUUCUGCAAAGAGACAUAGUGUCAAGAGACUUCAACCACGUUCCCUAUCUCAAGAGUAGGGUAAACACAUUCCCUGAAAUUGAAGAAGAUCACAAACUUGAGGAAUACAGAGGUAAAUUACAAGGACUGCUUGAUGACUUUCAGGCCAGGUUUAAAGAUAUGCAGAAGCUGAGAUCCUGCUUUGCCUUUUUUGUAAACCCAUUCAUGUUUGCUGUGAUCAACAAUGGCUGUCUGAUUCAUAGAAACUGAAUUGUUGGAACUGUAGGAGGACCAGGCUCUAAAGAUGAUGCAUACAUCAGUCUACAACUGAGUUCUGGAAGCAAGUGCCAGGAAUGAAGUAUCUCAGCUCAAGAAGAUUGGUAUGCAACUCUUUUUUUCAAUUUUUAGCACUACAUACUGCUGUGAAUCACUGUACUCCAUGAUGAUGUUCACAAAAUGGAAACAUUGUGUAAUCCAUACAAAUUAGCAUAUGACCAACCUCCUCCGUACCACCUUGACAGUAUAUCAACUGGAUUUCCAAAGACUUGCGUCCAGGAUGGAAACCCACAAGGCUUCUAGCUCUCUCAGUAAUUAGCCGUGAUACAGUAAGUAGGAUGCUAAUAUUUGUAAAAAUGCAUAUGUAAAGGUUGUGCAUGUCUUAUGAGUCUCAAACUACUGAAGAUUAUUGUAUGCGGCUCAGAGGGUCAGUAAGUUUGGCCAUCCCAAUCUAAAUGACAGGAGUUACUCAUCCCCAAACAUCUUCCUUUGACUAACUGGCAACUCCUGUUAAAUGUUCUCAGGAGCCUUAUAAACUAAGGGUGGAACUCUCACAGUUAUUUAGCUGAAAUGAAAUCAAUGGGAGUUACAUGCCCAAAUUUCUUUGUAAGAUCCCAUCUUAAGUCUACAGGCACUGCAUUGGAAGUUACUUUAGGCUAUGCCUGAUCCUUUAAGAUGCUUCAACUUCCCUAUUUCCAAUAUAUUUCUCUGUAGCUAAGGGUGCUCAGGUUGUUUUUAAUUCUAAGCCUGUCCUCCAAUCUGCUUGCAACCCCUUCCAGCUUGGUGUCAUCUGGAAAUUUUAUAAGUAUUCUCCACUGCAUUGUUGAAGUCAUUAAUGAAAAUAUUGAAUAGUAACAGACCCAGGACUGACCACACUAGAUUCACCCUCCCCGUGUGACAGUGAACAAUUAACACGGGCUUGAAUAGGGACUGGGAGUGGCUGGCUCACUACAAAAGCAAUUUUCC